This is a messenger RNA of Callorhinchus milii (elephant shark), 1670 nucleotides long. RefSeq names its product MAP3K12 binding inhibitory protein 1 (gene mbip). Gene Ontology annotation, cellular component: cytosol. The transcript is spliced from 9 exons. The record is from RefSeq and is a predicted model, not a curated record. Bases 72 to 1082 code for a protein of 336 amino acids. Lineage: Eukaryota; Metazoa; Chordata; Chondrichthyes; Chimaeriformes; Callorhinchidae.
UGUGGGAGGACCCGGCCCUGCGCCGGGAGUCCAGCCAAUCAGCUGCGGCCUUGCUGACGGACGACGCUGUCAUGGCGACGCCAGAGCUGGAGGCCGUUGUGGCGGAGAGCGUUCGGCAACUUCUCCACUCUCUGGCUCGCUUUCCCCAGCAGCUUAACCUUGGAGAAGCUGUAGUGAAAGUUUCUGUUGAUUUAAACAAACUUCAGAGUCUGCCAGUACUUGAUCCAGCAAGCUUAAGUAGUAUGCUUCAACAACAUGUGCUUGAUUUACAGCGCAUUUCAGACAAGCUUGAUCUUCUCGUUGGAAAUGGCCCGUCUGGACAUCAUGAAGCAAUGCUGCCUGCGAAGUCUACUGGUGAUCCAAAGAAAGUGGCAGAAGGCUGCAAGCCCAAUUCCAAUGAAGCAAUUAGUCUUGAAACAAAGGUGCGGAAUGACAUAGAAAACAAACCUGAAGGACCAGAAUCAGCAAUUAAUUCAACCGAAUUUGAAUUGGUGCAGAUUAAGGCUAGCAGAGAUGAAAUAGAAAGACGAAUAUCAGCAUUCAUAGAGAGAAAGCAGGCUGAGAACAAUGAAAACAAUAUCCGUGAAUUUUGCAAUGUUAUUCAUUGUAAUUUAGAAAACAGCUGUGCUAGAACGGAUGCAGUUUUCACUCCUCAUCCUGGCUUUAAGAGUCAUGUUAAAGUUUCAAGAGUUGUGAAUACAUAUGGGCCACAAACCAGGCCUGAAAAUGCAGGAGAAUUUCAGCAGAAAUCUGACAAUGUGAAUCAAGACUGUGGUAACCCUGCUGUUGAAGAAAGGCUACAAAAUAUGGAAGCCCACCUGAAGCUCCAAACAGGCGGUCCUGUUCCAAUAGACAUUUAUCGAAGGAUCAAAAGGCUUGAGGAUAGAAUUCUUCAUUUGGAAGGCCUUUCUCCAGAAUAUUUUCACCAUGUGAAUUUUUCAGCUAAAAGACGAAAAGUUCAAGCAGCUCAGAGCUACAGCCUGACUGAAUUAGAUGAGAAGAUUCAUGUGCUGAAGGCUGUACUGUUGCAGAAAGCGAAUGACCAGGCUCAUGCGAUGGAGUCAGAGAAGAUCUCUUUCUGAAGUCAAUUUUCACUCUUGAGAUUUAUGACUCGACUGAUGAAAACUGGUUGAAAUAAGUCAGUGAACAAACAUCGUGGGUUUUUUUUAAAAAUAGAGACUUGUCUUGCAGCAAUUGUAUGGGAAUUUAUUGACAUUUCCUGAAGUAUUUUUCUUGAGUACUUAAUCAAAAUUCUACAGAUGGCAGUUUGGCGAGAUUACCGUUGAUAAUAGCAAGAGUCUAGUAACCGGAUAAAUAAAAAACUUUCUCUUUUCAAUAAAACCCAGCUGUCACUCUUAAGCAAUUUUUAGAAGGGAGAUCUUCAUUGUCUGCUGGUAGAACAGGAAGAAAUGUAAGGAUAAAUGUCUUCUGCACAAAGUCAGAAAAAACGGUGAUAAAAACGAUCUAGAAUAAAUAUUUUUUGUACAUAAGUAGAAACAUUCUGGCGGCACUAAAAUUUAUCAUCAUGACUAAAUUGCAUCUUGUUUCAGCUACAUUUUCAACUGCUGUAGUCAUCUUAUUCAUUAUUUAUGUAAAUAUUGUGUACUACUGUAUAUUGGUUCAAUGUUAGUUUCUAAGUGGUAUAAUAAAAUUUGCCCUUACCAUUUAUU